UGUUGAUCUCCACUCGUGCUUACUGCAUUUUGUGCUGCCGUGUCAGCAAAGGCUGUUCCCACGUUAGGCAUGGGGGUGGGCAGGGGACGAAAAGAAGACAUCUCUCAAGAGGCGCACCUGCUUCUCCCUGUCAAAUGUUGAAAGGUAACUGGAGCUCAUUGGGGCUCUGCAACGACCGUGUAUCAUCGCAUGACAGCGGACGACCCAUUUCCAAAGAUGACCGUCUCCUUUUGCAAAAUGAACAGCCGCAGAUCCGCCGCACCCUCCGUCAAAGAGUUGGAGCAUGUGAUGGACAGCUGCAGGAUGGAAUUAAAUGAGAUAGAUGAAGUGUGGCCCAAUCUUUAUAUAGGCAACAUCACAGCGGCACACAACAAGGAAGAGCUAAGGAAACGGGGUAUCACUCACAUACUGAAUGCAGCACACACUGCCUGGGGAAGCAAAGGAAACCAAACGUUCUACGGAACUGAGUUCCAUUACUACGGAAUAGCAGCAGAAGACUCCCCAGACUUUGACAUCAGCGUACAUUUCCGCCCUGCCUCCGAAUUCAUCACCAAAGCCCUAAGUGUACCAAACGGAAAGAUCUUGGUCCACUGCAUUCUAGGCAGAAGCAGAUCAGCAGCCCUGGUUCUGGCUUACCUCAUGAUCUGUCAGAAUUUCUCCCUGGCUGACGCCGUCAGAAAAGUCCUACAGAAUCGAGCCAUCUCCCCAAACCGAGGGUUCCUGAAACAGCUGCAAGACUUAGAUCUGGAGCUACGGUACAAGAUCAGGCUGUGUCAGCUCCUGUAACAUGAAGAAGAAAGCGAAACGGCAAAGUGACGACAUCUGACAGAGAAUUUGGCUUUUGCUGCCAAUCUGAGCAAUUAAGCUUGAGGCUGUGUUAUUUAUCUUGACAGGAAUUUUGAAUGCUUAGUUUGGAAGCAGACCUUGACAUCUAGAA
Lacerta agilis (Sand lizard) is the source of this 937-nucleotide messenger RNA. Its product is annotated as dual specificity protein phosphatase 13-like. The record is from RefSeq and is a predicted model, not a curated record. Gene Ontology annotation, cellular component: cytoplasm. The transcript has 3 exons. The coding region runs from base 190 to 786 and encodes 198 amino acids. Gene Ontology annotation, molecular function: protein tyrosine/serine/threonine phosphatase activity; MAP kinase phosphatase activity. Gene Ontology annotation, biological process: protein dephosphorylation; negative regulation of MAPK cascade. Lineage: Eukaryota; Metazoa; Chordata; Lepidosauria; Squamata; Lacertidae.